This is a messenger RNA of Tetrahymena thermophila SB210, 327 nucleotides long. RefSeq lists its product as hypothetical. NCBI's taxonomy places the organism in Eukaryota, Ciliophora, Oligohymenophorea, Hymenostomatida, Tetrahymenidae. The record is from RefSeq and is a predicted model, not a curated record. The transcript is spliced from 2 exons.
AUGUUACAAAUAAUUAUUUAAAAAUUUAUAUUUUAUAAAUAAAUUUUAACAAUAUAAAUAAAUCUAUAACUAACUUAAAAAUGCUUAUAAGUAAUUAAAUUCAAUAAACUAGAUAUUUUAUUGUUAAAGAGGCAUUAAUUUUAUGAAAAAUAUCAUCAAAAUAAGUUUAAAGUUGCCGAAGUAGUAACACAAGCUAUUUAUAUACUAUGCCUUAAAUAAUGCGGAUACCUUUUCUUAAAUAAUUUUACUUAAGAAUUGACAUAACUGAACGAAAAGAUUCGUUUUUUUAAGAAGAAAUUUGAUGAGAUUUAAAUAAUUAAAAAAUGA